AUGUCUGAACUUGGAAAAGCUGAUUUUGGAUUGACAACAUUUUUUGCACGUAGUCACCCAAAUGAUAAGUGUGGAGCCAAUGGACUGCCCUUGACACCAAAUUCUAUAAAGAUUUUGGGAAGAUUUGAGCACUUGAAAACCAUUAGUCAUGAAAAUGUUUGCAAAUACCUAGACAUUCAAAGAGGCAAACAUGAACGGUUAUUGGUUGUCACAGAACAUUACCAGAAAUCUCUAAAGAAUGUUGCAAAGUCAGGCAAAUAUUCAAGUGAGGAGAAUUUAGUGCAGUUAGCUUAUGGGAUUGUCAAGGGACUGACCUAUCUGAAUAAACACAGAAUCACACACAGAAAUCUGUCUCAGGAGAAUAUCUUAUUCAGUGCCAAGGGCCAGAUAAAGUUGUCAGAGUAUGGCUUGUACUACAUGACAGAUUAUGGGGCAGACGUAGCAUUUCCUAUAGGACACCACCAGUACCUGUCCCCUGAGGUGCUGUGUGAGUUCCCUAUUCAGUAUGAUGAACACUCUGAGUCUGAGCCCACUGUACUCACCCCCUCAGGUCCAAAGUCAGAUGUCUGGUCUCUAGGCUUAAUUCUGUUGGAGGUCUUCACAGGAGAAGAAUUUUGGGGAGAUCUUACCUUGCCACAGACAUUUUUCAAAAUUUUAAGCUUUGUCAACUCAGAGAUUCACCCCUUAGACACAAUUUGCAAAGACCUGAAUGUGGAAAAACAUAUCAAGUCCCUUUCCCGAGAUUUCAUUGACUUUCUGAGACAAUGUUUAGCUGCUUCACCAGCAGACAGAUCAAAUCCAGCAAAGCUAAUGGAACACUCCCUGUUCAGAGAUCUAAGACAGGGGGAUAUAAAGAGGAAAAAUGGUUACAGACCAUUUUCAUCAGAUCUACGCAGUCUGGACUUAGAACUCCCUGUGCUAGGACAGAAUGGCUAUAAUAUAAAAGAUUAUGAUGAGGACCACCUGUCUCUGAGGUCUAUGGAGGAGGUGUACUACUUAUGGCGGCUAGCAGGAGGGGAGCUGUUUGGUGCACUGAAGAAAGAGGGAUUAGUCAAAACUAAACCCCCCAUCCAUCUCUUGCCAUAUUAUUCUACACUGGAUGGGGAAGUUUUUGGCCAGAGGAGAGACCAGGCAGAACUGUUAGAUGGGACCAUCAUAAUUCUGUCUCAGGAACAACUCAGGAAGAGAUUAAGUGAAAUAGAAGAAACAGCUUAUUAUCCCCUGUUGGAAGAUGAAAAUAGCCAGGUUUCAUCGACCCUCCCUUCAUCUUCGAGCAACUCGGAGAUUUCUGAGACAGCUAACCUCCCUUUAGUCAUCAGAGAAAGGGAUGUGGAGUAUCAGUUUCACAGAGUUAUCCUAUAUGAGAGAUUGAUAAAAGGAUAUCCUUACAAGAAAAACCACAUCUUUAAGGAGUCCCGAGUGGACAUUCCCCCUCUGGUUAGAGCUCAUGUCUGGGCAGCUCUUCUGGAAGUCGAGGGUGAUAUAUACUCAAGAUAUGAUGCCAUAGAUAAGGAGACCCCAACUACCACUGACAGACAGAUAGAGGUAGACAUACCCCGUUGUCACCAAUAUCAUGAACUCCUGUCAUCUCCUACUGCCCAUUCCAAGUUCAAGCGGGUCCUCAAAGCGUGGGUGGUCAGUCACCCCCAGUAUGUUUACUGGCAGGGCCUGGACUCCCUCUCAGCACCCUUCCUGGCCCUUAACUUCAACAAUGAAGCACUAGCUUACACCUGUCUCUCUGCAUUCAUUCCAAAAUAUCUACACAACUUCUUCUUGAAGGACAACUCUCAGGUCAUACAAGAGUACCUUGCAGUAUUCUCUCAUCUCAUCACAUUUCAUGAUCCUGAACUCAGCAACCAUUUAGAUGGAAUUGGGUUUAUUCCUGAUUUGUAUGCAAUCCCAUGGUUCCUCACAAUGUUUGCUCAUGCCUUUCCGAUUCAUAAACUGGUUCACCUUUGGGAUACACUGUUACUAGGCAACUCUUCUUUCCCUCUGUGUAUAGGUGUAGCCAUACUGCAGCAAUUCAGGGACCGUCUUCUGUCUUAUGGAUUCAAUGAAUGUAUUCUGCUGUUCUCCGACAUGCCAGAGAUCGACAUACAGAGGUGUGUACAAGAUUCCAUCAAGAUUUUCUGCAGCACUCCAAAAAGUGCCACAUUCCGACAGUAUGCUAGGGAACCAAAUAAGCCCUGUGAUACCAAACCUAAUGUGUCUUAUUACUCCAAGGACUACAAUGAACAGCCAAAAUCUGAGCUGUCAAUGGAACCAAUCAAAGUUGAGGAGCUGAAAUCAGAAAAAUGUUGUCGAAUCUCUGCUGAAGAUUUGAUAGAGUUGGGUGAACUUUGUGGCCCUGCUUCGACCAGAAGCCCAACCAAGAGACGAGCAAACAGUAAGCCGAUGAUCAUCGUGAUUGACACCAGGAACCCUGAGGACUAUGCUAAAGGAACCAUUCCUGGCAGCAUUAACAUUCCCUUUCCUUCUGCCU
Molecule: messenger RNA, 2482 nt
Organism: Saccostrea cuccullata (small rock oyster)
Lineage: Eukaryota; Metazoa; Mollusca; Bivalvia; Ostreida; Ostreidae
Product: TBC domain-containing protein kinase-like protein
Exons: 24
Biological process (GO): protein phosphorylation; MAPK cascade
Molecular function (GO): MAP kinase kinase activity; ATP binding
Source: RefSeq, a predicted model, not a curated record